Messenger RNA from Brassica oleracea var. oleracea, 1527 nucleotides. RefSeq lists its product as uncharacterized. Lineage: Eukaryota; Viridiplantae; Streptophyta; Magnoliopsida; Brassicales; Brassicaceae. The record is from RefSeq and is a predicted model, not a curated record. The transcript is spliced from 5 exons. The coding region runs from base 1 to 1527 and encodes 508 amino acids.
AUGACUCAGUUGAUGAUCGGGGCCGUGAGGAUCGCCGUUGCGUUGAUGGUGAUGGCAGCAGAGAUUGAUGUGUCAAUGUCUGUUCGGAUUUUCGAGGAGUUGACGCAGACCCAGCCAAAACCGAAUGGUUUGUUUGCGGUACAAAUGCGUUCGGGGCUUCAUAUCUUGACUGGUCAUCCCUCGGGGACGAAGCUGUGGCAGCGCUCAUACUUUUUCGUUAAGGCUAAUAAUGCUGCCUUCGAAGAUCCACCAGACGAAAGCUUCCGAUUGCUCAUCCGAACACCAUCGGCCCUCACGACACCUUCUAGAAGGACGUUCCGAAGGUGGUGGUGCUUAAUCAGCAGACGUGGGCGAGCUUCGAUCGUCAGAGGAUCAGUCGCCAACAGAAGCGCAUCGCGAAAGGUGGAAGGCGAUCAUUCGACUAGCGAGGCAGAUGGUGCUAACGAUCCAACCGAGGUGGGCCUUGUUGGGUCGAUUGGUGCGAAGAGGAAAGAGCCGACCGACGGGAAUUUUCUUCGACCUGGCGGAAAGAUUCAGAAGAGGUCGCGAGGUCCUUCUCCUCUUUCUCCUAAGGAGAUAGCUUUACCGGCCUCUCGCUUGCUGCCUUGGGGAGGGUUGAGUCCUCCGUCUGAUAGGUUUCCACUAGCCUCAUCUGAGCGUUGGACCUUUUGUCAUGACAAGGACUCGCCGUUCGCCAGUGACCCUGAUGCGUGUGCUGAGUUUGUUCGUCGGAUCCGUGGUGGCGCACAUUUGAUGCCGGAGACUUCCGAGCUCGCGUUUCCAGAUGGGUUUAUCGCAUCUGCUCAGGCCGACGUGGAAUCUGUUGUCCGUAAAAACCAACUCAUUUUGGAUUACGAGCUGUCACUGUGUAGGAUGGCUUCAAAUUUCGCUAAGGCCGAAGCGGCAAUCGAGAGCAAGGAUGCUGAAAUCGAGAAAUCUAAAAGGGUUACUCUGGACAAAGCCAAAGAGAUGAUCGCCGAGCGAAGCCGUUAUCAUCGUGAGCAUAAGCAGGAUGCUGAGAUAAUUAAAGGUCUUGAAGGCGAAUUAGAGGCUGCUCGAAGUAAGAUCGAUCGAUUGGAGGCAGAGAAGACCGAGGAGGCCGAGAAGACGAAGAGGACGAUGGAUCAUUUGAGACAAGUGCACCGCCGCGAGCUUACGUCCGAGAUGUGUUGUAUCGGAGUGGCGGCGGCGGAUCGUUUCGACAAGUUUAGGAGAUACAUGGUCGAUCGAGAUAAGCGCGAGGAGAAGCUCAGUGGGGGAUGCUGGAAGGAUAUCUUGUCUGCCAACGAGGCAAAGUUCAAGGAAGAGCUGGAGGGAGUUGUCGUUGAAGGUAUCACGGACCACAAUCUCACUGUCUCCUCUCUUCCUCGUCUCGAGCGACUUCAGGGUUCGAACCAGUUCGGCUCGAACGUCGGCUCGAACGUAGAGGUUGCUGAUCCGGCUGCUGCUUGCGAAGCUUCGAUUCAGGAGAUUCAGACCGCGGGGACGAUCGGUGCUGCCGUUCCAGGUUCAAUCGCCGAAGAUUGA